AUGUGGCGGGGGCUCUGGACCCUGGCAGCCAGGGCGGCGCGAGGGCCUUGCAGACCGUGCGUGCGCCAGAGCAGCGGUGCCGGGGCUCCCGGGUCCGGGGCUCCCGGGUCCGGGGCCACCAUUUUCGCGCUGAGCUCCGGCCAAGGCCGCUGUGGCAUCGCGGUGAUCCGGACCAGCGGUCCUGCCAGCGGGCACGCCCUCCGGAGCUUGACUGCGCCCCGCGAGCUGCCGCGCGCCCGCAGCGCCAGCCUGCGCCUGCUCACCGACCCCCGCUCCGGGGAGCCGCUGGACCGCGCCUUGGUGCUCUGGUUCCCAGGUCCCCACAGUUUCACGGGUGAGGACUGUGUGGAGUUCCACGUGCAUGGAGGCCCCGCCGUGGUGAGUGGUGUCCUGCAGGCCCUGGGCAGGGUGCCAGGGCUGCGGCCUGCGGAGGCGGGCGAGUUCACCAGGCGGGCCUUCGCCCACGGGAAGCUGAGCCUGACCGAGGUGGAGGGGCUGGCGGACCUGAUCCACGCAGAAACCGAGGCACAGCGGCGGCAGGCCCUGAGGCAGCUGGACGGGGAGCUGGGCCAGCUCUGCCGUGGCUGGGCAGAGACGCUCACGAAGGCUCUGGCCCAUGUGGAGGCCUAUAUCGACUUUGGGGAGGAUGACAACCUGGAAGAGGGUGUCCUGGAGCAAGCCGACAGCCAAGUGCGAGAGCUGGCGGUGGCCCUGGAGACACACCUUCGAGAUGCCAGGCGCGGGCAGAGGCUGCGCUCCGGGGCGCAUGUGGUGGUCACGGGACCCCCCAACGCGGGCAAGAGCAGCCUAGUAAACCUGCUCAGCCGGAAGCCGGUGUCCAUCGUGUCGCCAGAGCCGGGGACCACCCGGGACGUGCUGGAGACCCCCGUGGACCUGGCCGGGUUCCCGGCGCUCCUGAGCGACACGGCAGGGCUGCGGGAGGGCCAGGGGCCGGUGGAGCAGGAGGGUGUGCGGCGUGCCCGAGAGAGGCUGGAGCAGGCGGACCUCAUCCUGGCCGUGCUGGACGCCUCCGACCUGGCCUCUCCAUCCAGCUGCGACUUCCUGGACACGGUUGUCACCCCCGCCAUAGCCCGGAGCCCCAACGGGAACGGCCAGCGCCUCCUGCUGGUGCUGAACAAGUCGGACCUGUUGCCUCCCGGGGGUCCGGACCUCAGCCCUGAACUGCCCCCGCACCUGCUGCUGUCCUGCCUGACCGGGGCGGGGCUGGACGGCCUCCUGGAGGCGCUGAGGAAGGAGCUGGCUGCAGUGUGUGGGAACCCGUCCACUGGCCCACCACUUCUGACGCGGGCCAGGCACCAGCACCACCUCCAGGCUUGCCUGGACGCCCUCGGAAGCUACAGGCACGCCCCCGACGUGGCCCUGGCGGCCGAGGCGCUGCGCGUCGCCCGCGGACACCUGGCCCGCCUGCACGGAGGAGGGGGCACCGAGGAGGUCCUGGACAUCAUCUUCCGGGACUUCUGUGUGGGCAAAUGA
Pipistrellus nathusii (Nathusius's pipistrelle) is the source of this 1494-nucleotide messenger RNA. The record is from the annotation of a GenBank genome assembly. Lineage: Eukaryota; Metazoa; Chordata; Mammalia; Chiroptera; Vespertilionidae.